Messenger RNA from Puccinia graminis f. sp. tritici CRL 75-36-700-3, 748 nucleotides. RefSeq lists its product as uncharacterized. The coding region runs from base 127 to 516 and encodes 129 amino acids. The transcript has 3 exons. Lineage: Eukaryota; Fungi; Basidiomycota; Pucciniomycetes; Pucciniales; Pucciniaceae. The record is from RefSeq and is a predicted model, not a curated record.
UCUCAUUCGCAAUCUUUGUGCAAUCAACAACCAAAAUAGAUUUUCUUGUCUGAAAUUAGAUUCGCGUAACUCCUGAAGACUUCCAGAACCAUCAUCUUGACCAAAUCUUCUUGAUCCCUUACCACCAUGAAAUUUUGGCAACCGUUUGUAUUCUUGGCGGUGACCCGAGGAGUUUUUUCCUUGAGCGCAGACGGCAAACACAGACUCGAAGCUCGAGCCACAAGCGGAGGUCUACCCCAAGUGAAUGACCAGAGUUGUAGCGCUGGAUUGGCUCAUUAUUGCUUCAUCAAAGCAGACGUACCAAAACCUGGAGGUUCCGGAUCUGAAUCAAUUGUCCAAAUUUAUAUAGAACCUGAUGCAAACGGAGCACCUAAACCAUGCGAAGGCACGGAUGCAAAGACUGUAUCUUGCUGUAAUCAAUCAAAAUUUAAAGUUUUGAGAAAGGCAAUGCCACCUGCAAAAGGGAUUUUUAUAACCCCUGAAAGCUUUAAAGGUGGUUGCCCUAAGGACAAAUAGAUGGAAAAUCUUUGUAUGCCUACUGUCAUGUAACUCAUAGGAAUAUGCUUUCCAAAUAUGUGGUAAAUUGUUAAACCACCAACAUUUCUCUUGCUAUUGAACGCUUGGAUUUCAAAAGAAAAAUGAUUGAUUUUGUAUUGCAGUUCUUUCUGAUCUUCUUUGCUUUUCAGCUUCAAUUCCAUUUCUCUUGUACAUAUGUAAGCUCCCAAGAAAUAAGAAAAUGUUUCCUAGA